Messenger RNA from Musca vetustissima, 888 nucleotides. Its product is annotated as S-formylglutathione hydrolase. The transcript has a single exon. Gene Ontology annotation, cellular component: cytosol. Gene Ontology annotation, biological process: formaldehyde catabolic process. Bases 12 to 869 code for a protein of 285 amino acids. NCBI's taxonomy places the organism in Eukaryota, Metazoa, Arthropoda, Insecta, Diptera, Muscidae. Gene Ontology annotation, molecular function: S-formylglutathione hydrolase activity. The record is from RefSeq and is a predicted model, not a curated record.
UACUCGAAAUCAUGGCCCUUGAAUUAAUAUCCAGCAGCAAAUGUUUCGAAGGCGAACAACGUAUCUACAGUCACAAUUCGACAGUGUUGGGUUGUGAAAUGAAAUUUUCCGUCUUCGUGCCACCCUGCAUGUUGGAAGAGAAAAAAGAAUGUCCCGUCCUUUAUUACCUCUCCGGCUUAACCUGUACCCAUGAGAAUUUCAUACACAAAUCCGGUAUGCAACAGCAUGCAGCCAAGGAGGGCAUACUGAUCGUUAAUCCCGAUACCUCUCCACGUAAUGUCAAUAUCCCCGGUGAAGAUGAUUCAUAUGAUUUUGGUUCGGGUGCCGGCUUUUAUGUGAAUGCCACUCAAGAACCCUGGUCCAAGAAUUAUCUGAUGUAUUCUUAUGUUACCGAAGAACUGGUGGAAUUGGUAAAUAAAAAUUUCGCCGUUGUACCCAAUAAGAAGGGUAUAUUUGGUCAUAGCAUGGGUGGUCAUGGUGCCUUGAUCUGUGCCCUUAAAAAUCCCGGCCAAUAUCAAUCUGUAUCUGCCUUUGCACCCAUUUGCAAUCCCACUGAAUGCCCUUGGGGCCAGAAAGCUUUCAAGGGCUAUUUGGGUGACGACAAAGAACAAUGGAAACAAUAUGAUGCCACCCAUUUGGCCCAAACAUACUCGGGUACACCAUUGGAACUUUUCAUCGAUCAGGGUAGUGAUGAUAAUUUCCUCAAACAAAAACAAUUACUGCCCGAUAAUCUGUUGGCUGCCUGUGCGGCAAAUGAUCAUUUGCAGGCCAUCUACAAACAACGUGAGGGAUAUGAUCAUAGCUAUUAUUAUAUUGCUACAUUUGUGGGUGAACAUAUUGCCUAUCAUGCUAAGUUUUUAAAGAAUUAAAAAAAAUGUGAAAUAAUAA